Messenger RNA from Folsomia candida, 1350 nucleotides. Its product is annotated as SEC14-like protein 2. Gene Ontology annotation, cellular component: cytoplasm. The record is from RefSeq and is a predicted model, not a curated record. The coding region runs from base 30 to 929 and encodes 299 amino acids. NCBI's taxonomy places the organism in Eukaryota, Metazoa, Arthropoda, Collembola, Entomobryomorpha, Isotomidae. The transcript is spliced from 7 exons.
AAAAGUUUUAGUUAUCUUGCAGAAUCGUGAUGGAUAAGAUGUUGCAGACAGUUUUUGUAUUAUUUUGCUUGGCUACGGUUGCCAUGGCUACGACAAAGUUACGUAUGGAGGAUCACACCAGGUUAAAUGGGGAGCAAAGGGCAGCGCUAGACGAGCUGAUGAAGCGAGUUCUCCCUAAAAUUAAGGAGGACUGGGUCAAGGAUGAGUUAUACAUUUUGAAAUUUCUUCGAGCCAAAAAUUUCAACGUGGAUGAUGCUGAGCUGUACUUCCUUGGGCAUCUCUCGUGGCGCGAAGAUAACAAAAUGAGAUCCAUUCUGACCGAGGAUUUUUCCGAUAUGAAGAAAGAUUUCCCCUACAAAUUGGAUGGUCAUGAUAAACAAGGGCGGCCACUCUUGAUCAUGGACUUUGGCCAGUGGGAUUUGGACGGGGCUGCUGCACGUGGCAAGAUUGACCGCGUGCUCCGCUACUAUGACCGCAUUUUGGAAGAAGUGGAACACAAAGUACUCACAGAACAGCGCCGAGGAAAAAAUAUUACACAAUUCAUGUGGGUCAUGAACCAAGAGGAGAAAGCCUCCGUCAGUUUUGCUAGUGCCCGCUGUUAUUAUCAUGCAGCCGACGUUUAUGAAAAACAACAUCCUGGCGCCGGUUCGAAAGUAAUGUUCAUAAAUUCUCCGUCUCUCUUUACCCCGGUCAUGUCUGCGCUUCGUCCCAUGUUAUCGGAACAAACGAACGACAUCUUUGACAACUAUGCAGACGAGACGGAAUGGAAACCUGUCCUGUUGGAUUUGGUCGACCCGUCCCAGCUGCCCCCUUCCUACGGGGGAACGAAAGGGAAACCCAAGAAAAAGGCCAACCUUCUCGUGGGGACGUUUCACCGGGAUGAAAACGGAAAGUGGUGGUGGCCCUCGCUUUUCGGAGGAAGAAACUGAUUCGAUUUCUAAACCUAAAUAAAAAAAGGUAUAAUAUUCAAUUGGAAAAAUUUAGAUUUUGAAAAUUAACUAUAUGUAUGGGAAAUAAAUUUGCAUUUCAUUCUUCCGUUCUUGAAAUCUUGAUCAACACACAUAUUUAAAUCUACAGAUAUGUAGAUCAAAGAAUGUAUUCAUAAACACCUGUGGGUUGUGCGAUAAAUAUGUACAUAUGUACAAUUAACCAAUUCGCCUUUGUUUGAACAAUGUGAAAAAAGUAUUGUCCAUUUGCUUUUAGCAUUUUAUCUAAUCUUAGUCAACUUCAUGUAUUUUAUAAUUGGAAGUUUUGGCGAAGAAAACUAGGAAAAUUCUUACUUUAUUUCAAAUUCUGCACAUCUGAAUUUAUAAUACAUUUGCUUUGAAAAAUAAAAAAAAUCAUGCCAAA